AUGGCGGUGAAUAUAACGGAAGACAAUAUCAAGGAUCUACAGUAUCGAUUCGAAGACGCGACCAUCAAAUGCUCCGAGCGAUGUCUUUACCAAUCUGCCAAAUGGGCUGCGGAGAUGCUCGACUCCCUCCUGCCGAUUGAUCAAUAUGAUACAGAUCCCGACUCGCCAAUGGAAAUAGCCGAUGCCGCUCCGACUCCCCAGAAUCCUUACCUUCGCAGCCAAGACCGUCUCGAACUUGCGUUAGAGGCCCAAGAAGCUCAUAAAUAUCUGUUGGCGAAAUCCUACUUUGAUACGCGCGAGUAUGACCGCUGUGCUGCUGUCUUCCUUCCACCAACCAUACCCCCUGUUCCACUCUCCAGCACAUCACUUCCUACGACAUCGCCGAAACCGAAAACGAGACAAUCAUUGACUCCGCAGAAAGGCAAAGCCAAAGCUACUUCGUACUCGAGUGUCAAGGAGAAUAGCACGGCAAGGAAUCCAUACCCCAAGUUGAGUCAAAAGUCACUGUUCCUUGCCUUGUACGCCAAAUAUCUAGCGGGGGAGAAGCGGAAGGAUGAAGAGACCGAGAUGGUGCUGGGCCCGGCAGAUGGCGGGAUGACCGUCAACAGAGAACUCCCCGGCUUGGCUUGGGGGCUUGAAGGGUGGUUUGCGGAGAGACGAGAAAGAGGCCUGGAAGAGCGCAACCAGGGCUGGCUGGAGUAUCUUUACGGUGUUGUUCUUCUAAAAGGUCGUAAUGAAGAGGAAGCCAAGAAGUGGCUUAUCAGGAGUGUUCACUUGAACCCAUUCCACUGGGGUGCUUGGCAAGAGCUGAACGAUUUGCUUUCAAGCACGGAAGACCUGAAACAAAUAGUGGACCUUCUCCCUCAGAACAUCAUGACCCUCAUCUUUCACGUUUAUUGCAGCCAAGAGCUCUACCAGGCGACCGAAGACACCUACCAGGCCCUCUCAGAGCUCGAGACAAUCUUUCCCACCAGUGCAUUCCUAAAGACACAAAAAGCGCUUCUCUAUUACCAUUCGAAAGACUUUGAAGAAGCAUCACAUAUAUUUACAGAGAUAUUGAUAACAUCCCCUCACCGUCUUGACAGCCUUGAUCAUUACUCCAAUAUACUUUACGUCAUGGGAGCGCGUCCACAGCUAGCCUUUGUCGCGCAGGUCGCAACCGCCACCGAUAAGUUUCGCCCUGAAACAUGCUGUGUAGUCGGCAAUUAUUACUCGCUAAAAUCCGAACAUGAAAAAGCCGUGAUGUACUUCCGGCGCGCCCUUACACUCGACCGAAACUUUCUCUCGGCCUGGACCCUCAUGGGCCAUGAAUAUAUCGAAAUGAAAAAUACCCACGCGGCAAUCGAGUCCUACCGGCGGGCCGUUGACGUGAACCGCAAAGACUACCGUGCGUGGUACGGGCUGGGCCAAGCGUACGAAGUGCUGGACAUGUCAUUCUACGCCUUAUUCUACUAUCAGCGCGCAGCAGCGUUGCGGCCCUACGAUCCCAAAAUGUGGCAGGCGGUUGGAUCCUGCUAUGCCAAGAUGGGCCGUGUUGAGCAAAGCAUCAAAGCGCUCAAGCGCGCCCUUGUCGCCGGUUCAUAUUACGCAGACGAUGCCUCUCAGGGCGGUGGAUUGGGCGGACCAGGGCGCAAGAUUCUCGACCCCGAGACCCUUCACCAGAUUGCCACCCUCUACGAACGGCUCGGGGAUGAAGAAGAAGCCGCCUCAUACAUGGAGCUCACGCUACAGCAGGAAACUGGGCAAGGGCCCGAGGAUGAAUCCUUUGUCUCAGACAAUGACAAUGACGAUGACCAAUCCGGCGGUGAAGGUCAGCAAGGCGCACGGCGUGCUCGACAGUCCUCUUCGUUCGGCAACCAGAACGAUAGCGAGGAUGGUACAUAUCAUGGUACUGGUGUGACGGCUACGACAUCCAAGGCACGUCUGUGGCUUGCGCGGUGGGCCUUGCGCCACGGUGACCUGGAACGAGCAGAUCAAUUGGCGGGUGAACUGUGUCAGGACGGAGUCGAAGUUGAAGAGGCAAAGGCAUUGAUGAGAGACGUCCGGGCCAGACGAGAAGGGGGUGGGUAA
Aspergillus lentulus is the source of this 2070-nucleotide messenger RNA. RefSeq names its product anaphase promoting complex subunit CDC23. The record is from RefSeq and is a predicted model, not a curated record. Gene Ontology annotation, biological process: protein ubiquitination; cell division; positive regulation of mitotic metaphase/anaphase transition. NCBI's taxonomy places the organism in Eukaryota, Fungi, Ascomycota, Eurotiomycetes, Eurotiales, Aspergillaceae. Gene Ontology annotation, molecular function: protein binding. Gene Ontology annotation, cellular component: anaphase-promoting complex.